Columba livia (rock pigeon) is the source of this 3053-nucleotide messenger RNA. It is a transcript of the gene KCNJ1, whose product is annotated as potassium inwardly rectifying channel subfamily J member 1. Gene Ontology annotation, molecular function: ATP-activated inward rectifier potassium channel activity. The record is from RefSeq and is a predicted model, not a curated record. Gene Ontology annotation, biological process: potassium ion import across plasma membrane; regulation of monoatomic ion transmembrane transport. Gene Ontology annotation, cellular component: plasma membrane. The transcript is spliced from 4 exons. Bases 340 to 1455 code for a protein of 371 amino acids. NCBI's taxonomy places the organism in Eukaryota, Metazoa, Chordata, Aves, Columbiformes, Columbidae.
AAAGAGGGCCCUGGGCUCUCCUGUGAGACAGAAGCUCUCGGACCCACAUCCUGUGGAAUUGGCAUGGUCUAGGUGACACGGGCAGCUUUCUAUCCCACCUCCCUCCUGCAGGCACCUUCACUGCUUUGGACACAAGCUCCAUCCAGACCUGCUGUUUGUCCCUGGCUGUUUUCUAAAAGAAAUGUAACAGAGAGCAGCUCUGGGAAUUCACGUUUCUUGGCAGUUCUGCGGACUCACCCCGAUAGCUGCAGGUGACGGGAGCACGUUGGGGCUGCGGGUGGCCGAUGAGCUUGCACGCUCCGUACUGAGUGCCCACAGAGAACACAAUCAGCAGAGGGAAUGUUCAACUACCUCAGGAAACGCUUUAGCAGCCACAUCAGAGAACGCAGCCGGCGAAGAGCGAGGCUCGUCUCUAAAGACGGAAGGUGUAACAUAGAGUUUGGCAAUGUAGGACAGCCAAGGUUUGUCUUUUUGAUUGAUAUAUGGACAACUAUCCUGGAUCUCAGGUGGAGAUACAAAAUGACUAUCUUCAUUUCAGCGUUCUUAGGCAGCUGGUUUCUGUUUGGGCUCCUCUGGUACGUUGUGGCGUACAUACACCAAGAUCUUCCAGAAUUCAAUCCUUCCAUAAAUCACACCCCCUGCGUGGACAACAUCAACGGCCUGACUUCAGCCUUCCUGUUCUCCUUGGAGACCCAGGUGACCAUCGGCUACGGCUUCAGGUGCGUCACAGAACAAUGUGCCACUGCCAUUUUCCUGCUCAUCUUCCAGUCUAUCUUGGGGGUCAUCAUCAAUUCUUUCAUGUGUGGUGCCAUCUUGGCCAAGAUCUCAAGGUCUAAAAACCGGGCUAAGACCAUCACCUUCAGCAAGAAUGCUGUCAUCAGCAAACGUGGUGGGAAGCUGUGCCUCCUCAUCCGGGUGGCCAACCUCAGGAAGAGCCUGUUGAUUGGGAGCCACAUCUACGGAAAGCUCCUGAAGACCACCAUCACCCCAGAAGGAGAAACAAUCAUUUUGGACCAGGUCAACAUCGAAUUUAUAGUUGACGCUGGCAAUGAGAAUCUCUUCUUCAUUUCCCCAUUAACUAUUUAUCAUAUCAUUGAUAAGAACAGCCCAUUCUUCCACAUGGCCGCAGAAACCAUUCUGCAGCAAGAUUUUGAACUGGUGGUGUUUUUGGAUGGCACUGUUGAAGCCACGAGUGCUACCUGUCAAGUGAGGACAUCCUACAUCCCAGAGGAGGUGCUCUGGGGUUAUCGCUUUGCUCCCAUUGUGUCCAAGACCAAAGAAGGGAAAUACCGAGUGGACUUCCAGAACUUCAGCAAGACAGUGGCCGUGGAGACUCCCCACUGCGCCUUCUGUCUCUACACUGAGAAAGAAGCUAAAGCCAAAGAGAAGAAAGGCUAUGACAACCCCGGGUUUGUCUUGGCAGAAGCUGGUGAAACCAGUGACACAAAAAUGUAGUUCCAGCUAUUCAACAGACUGUAUCUUUAUUUCAUAAUGAAUUCAAUCUUGAGAGAAUUAACAACUUAGUAAAAGAAAAAAGAAACACAGGUUUGGUUUUACUCUAAAACAUCGUUCAUCUUCUCAAAAGCCUCAAAUCAAGAAGGUACAGAACACCAGUGAUCUCCAGAACACUAUUUAACUACUAUAUAUACAUAUUUCAUAGAGUUUAUAUUUUUAUACCUAUUGGACAUUUUAUGAAGCUGCUACGUUGGAAUGUCCAACUCACUUAAGUUCCCAGAGGUACACAAGUCUGUUAAAAAGCCUGAAAAGAUGGAGAGAAACUUCAAGACACAUUAAAUGGAAUGAGAACAUGAAAAGGGGAGACAGAAGGCAAAGCUAAAGAAACCUAAGGGAUUUAGGAGCCCAAACCUCAAAAAAAAAAAAAAAUCCACAUUUCUGGUUGCCAAAAUCCUCUAUGAAAGCAGACUCUCUGGCUCCGGAACACCUGAGCACACAUUUUGAAACAAUUCCUUCUUCCUUUGGAGCUGGUGCCUCUGAAGAAAUGGAGCAUUAAGGAAUGGCACAUGCUUAGGAAGCUAGAAAAGACAAAGCUUGUGCCAUUGUGCUUCAGCUAGAACUCUGUGAAAUACAACUUCUCUCCUCUGAAAGCUUUUGAUUCCUUUCAGGGAAAAAUAGUCAAAUGAAAAGUGAAGCAACAAGGCAAAGCAGAGACCCGCUAUGGGAGAAGAGGAAUUUUGCAGCUUAUUCCUGUCUCUCUUCAGAUACUCUCCCUUCCCCAAGAGCUGGCUAGCUGAAAUUAGGAAACAUCUGAGCUAACUCUCCAGAAGGGCAAGCCACAGUGGGAAGGUGAACACAUCGACUGCUUCCCACCCAGCAGAAGAGAGGAAAUCCCCAGCUCUAGAGGUACCCCGCAAACAAAAUCCACAAUGCAAACACCGGUUAUCUUUUCCUUUGAAGCAUGAAGGUCUUGUUAAAACAAAACUGCAGCACAGAACCUUCCAGCAACAGUGGGCUUCAGAUUCGGUCCCAAACCGUUCAUCUCACCACAGCAAGAUGUGCAUCCCUACAGGAAACCAUUUCUGCUCACUGGUAGCUCAGCAGUGGUGAACUUUUUCCAGAUAUGAUUUUUGAUGUUUAAGUUUCAAGCAGAACAAGAAGUUUCCUAGUGAUGUAACUCAGUUCAUCUAUUUUGAACACUGCGGUAAAUUGAAAGCACCUUUUUAAAAGCUGCCGGACUGACCAGUUUUAAAAGGAGGAGAGAAUUAAGCCGGUCAAAUGAUGACAAGACACAGUUAUUUUGCGAGUGGACAUAACGUGAGUAUGGAAAAACUCUGGAAACCAAGAGCGUUCCAGUCUUUGUCGCAGUGUAGCACAGACUCUGUUGGGCCAGAACAAAUCACUUCAGUAUGUAUCUCAGAUUUGCCGUUUGUAACAUGGGACUUAACGUACUUGUGUUGUAAAAAGAACAAUGUUAUAAACCAUUAUGUCACUAAAGCACUUUAAAAGCCAGUUCUCAACUGUCUCCAUCUUCCCUGUCUUCAAUGCACCACUGUUACACCAUUGCACAAUCCUAGAUGGGAAGGUCAGCACAGAAA